Molecule: messenger RNA, 3411 nt
Organism: Talaromyces proteolyticus
Lineage: Eukaryota; Fungi; Ascomycota; Eurotiomycetes; Eurotiales; Trichocomaceae
Exons: 4
Coding region: 1-3411 (1136 amino acids)
Biological process (GO): regulation of cytokinesis; regulation of protein localization to mitotic spindle pole body; protein phosphorylation
Cellular component (GO): cytoplasm; centrosome; spindle pole body
Molecular function (GO): ATP binding; protein kinase activity; protein binding
Source: RefSeq, a predicted model, not a curated record
AUGGAAGCGCUAUCCCCGCGAUCAACAAACCUCCCACUCAAGAACGCCGCGUCUGCAACUCAACAAAAGGUGGAUCGUCACGCCCCUCUACCCCCGGUGCCCCCGGCCGCCGCAAAGGCUGCGCUUUCUAAGGUCCACCCACCUCCACCGCCACCAGUUGUGACAGAACCUGGCGAAGAUGGCGAGCAGUACUCGACAGGCUCGUUUCUUGGGAAGGGAGGGUUUGCCAUCUGUUACGAGGGGCAGCUGGUGCGCAACGGCCGUGUUUUUGCGAUGAAAGUCGUCCGGUCGGAAAUGGCCCAGAAAAAAAUGGCAGAGAAGUUUCGUACCGAGCUCGAAAUCCACUCCAAAUUGCGACACCCAAAUAUUGUUCGUUUCCACCGCGCGUUUGCUUUCGAAAGCUGUACCUACGUUGUCCUUGACUUAUGCUCGAACGGGUCCGUUAUGGAUAUGGUGAAACGACGAAAAUGCCUUACUUUACCAGAAGUGCGACGAUUUAUGAUUCAACUGUGUGGCGCCGUCAAAUACCUCCACAAGCGCAACGUGGCGCAUCGAGAUCUCAAAAUGGGAAACUUGUUCUUGGAUCAUAACAUGGAUAUCAAAGUUGGUGACUUUGGCCUGGCAGCGAUGAUUAUAUCGGAAAAGGAAGCAAAACGGCGACAAACGCUCUGUGGAACGCCGAACUAUAUUGCGCCGGAGGUGAUUGAUAGGAGUAAAGGAGGACACAACCAAAAAGUGGAUAUAUGGUCAUUAGGGGUCAUUUGUUUUGCAAUGCUUGCUGGCUUUCCACCAUUUCAAUCUAAAACCCAAGAGGAAAUUUACAAAAAGGUCAAGAACUUGAACUAUGUCUGGCCAAAGGAUAACGAGUGCUCGAAUUUCAUUCCCGAACAAGCCAAAAACCUCGUGAGCUCAUGUCUGAACUUGGAUGAGGAGCAGCGACCAUCUCCCGACGAUAUUGUUGAUCAUGACUUUUUCAACAUGUAUUCGGGAUGCAUCCCUCGAGCAUUGGACCCGUCCUGGAGACAGACGAAGCCCGUCUGGCUGAAAAUGGAAGAACCCCGAGGCGAUCGCAUGAUUCAAGGUUAUAGCCUAGAUUUUGAGGACAGAUAUCGAAGUAAAGCUACACACACCAGAGAUUCUCGGGAGCGAUACGCGUUUUGCAAAGAAGCUUUCUAUACAGAGUGUGGUGUUGGCCGAAAACGCGACGGCACUUCUCGCAAAUGUGCAGGAAAGCACUCAUCGAAAAGCGUCUUUUCGGAGACUGCAGCAGAAACGGAAAAACUGCUUUCGCCAACUAUCCCUUUGCCAUUGGAUUUUGUUUACAGAUACCCAGUAUAUUUCGACGGCGACUGGAGCAUACCAGAACGCGAGUCGUCAUUUAAUGGAGACCAUAAUGACUCAAAAAGUUCAGAUGACAGUUACGAGAGCAUGCCUGCCACAGAAACUGCAAACCCGGUAUCUCGUGCGAGAACAAAAGCAGCUCUUGCGGCUGCGCAAACUCGACGGUUCGAGGCACAGCCACAGAGUCAUGCAGCCACCCUUCGUCAGCAAGCUCUUCCUGUUCGACAAUCGAGUAGAAAUGUCGCGACCAUGCGAAACCCACCAACCACUGCCACACACACAAGACGAGGGACAUCAGACUCUCUGGAGGGAGUACCAGAAUCCCUCCCAAAAGGGCUCGGCCAACGACCGUUGCGCGCUCCUCGAGGGGCAGGAGGUUCCUACUCCGCUUCUAUACGCGAUCUCGACAGGAUCGUUGCACCACCUAUGCCCAAGUCUGAGAGUAUGCCUAAUAGUUUAACCAUGGCCAAAACACGGUCACAGUCUCGCCGUCAGCUUGAAACCCCAGGGCAGAGACUUCCGAUGCCACCAUCUAUGACUGACAACGUACCCCGAUCUUCAACACCGAUUGGAGACAUUCUCCCAGAGCCAAGGACGCGAACCGUACGCUUGCCUUCUCGCCAACAGGCAAAUCGACCAGUGGAAAGGGACGCUAGAACCCUUCCACAACCCACAGCGGAGAACGUGCAUCAAGAUAUGGCCAAAGCUAGUAAAUUGAGUGCUGCAGCCAACAAACCGCGCUCAACUCUUGGCACCAAUCCACUUAUCCACCCUAGUGAGCAAUUUGACCUGCUUUAUCGAUCGUCACCAGAGGAAGUCAUCAUGGAUAUUAAAGGCAUGUUACGAAGCAUGACGCCAUCGGGUUCUCGCACAUACCGUUCCCAGACUCGAAGACGGCCUCAUCCAUAUGUUAUUAAAUGGGUUGACUAUACGAACAGAUAUGGAAUAGGCUAUAUUUUGGAUGACGGUACUGUCGGCUGUGUUUUCAAAGGCGAACACAGCCAGCCCGCAAGCGGUGUUAUAUUACGAGACGGCGAAAGGCAUAUUCGGCGUAAAGCCCGAAGCCAAGAAAACCGCGAAGGCGCCCAGUAUGCUUAUUCUGAAGCCGACCAGCUUGUUCCCCGCAACGGAAGACCCGUUGAGUUCUAUGAGAAUUCCGACCAUGGCCCUGCUGAAAGCCGAGGGAUGAGGCGCGUUUUCGUCCAGCCGGAUGUGUUCGAAGUCCGAACCUCUAGCAGCGGCUCAGGUGCUAUGGGGGUGAAAGUUAGGACAGAUUCCGGAGUGGAGUACGCCAAGUCGGAAGCAGAAAAGGUGAAACGGGUCAAACUGGUCGAUCAAUUCGGGAAAUACAUGAUUGGGUCACUGGGUAGGAACGGAGAUGCUGAUCUUAUGAACGACGAUGGUCCGUCGAUGAGGGAAUCAGAUGCUUGCAUCAAAUUCUACCAACGGUUAGGGAAUGUUGGGGUGUGGGGAUUCGGUGAUGGGGCUUUUCAGUUCAAUUUCCCCGACCAUACUAAGCUGGUGAUUUCCCACGGCCAGAGCAGAGGCUCGUCGCCAUGGAUCGACUUCUACCACCUUUCUCCGUCUGCAGCACGGUAUCUCGCCGGCAAGGGCAAAAUGCAUCCAUCAGGGUUUGAUACCCGCGCGGUGGCUUCGGAUGAUGCAUCGACUUUUAUCUCUGUUGCCAGCGAUUCCUCAUCUUCUGAAACCGGCAACGAUCGAUUGCGCGAGGUGUUACAAGCCAACUCAUUCCUACGCAAAAUCGAAUUCGUCAAGGAAGUGCUCACUACGUGGGUUCAUCACGGGCGUCUCGGGGGCAGACCGCGUUCCUCCAGCGGCACGGCGGAUGCGAGUGGCCGACCGACGGAGAUUUUCUGGGAUGGACCGCAGGAACGGCCGUCUGGCGGGGGAGGGAAAUAUGUAUGGGUGACUGUUGGCGCUCAGGGUGGGGAUGGCGAGUAUAUCUGUAUGGCGUCCAAUUUUUCGGCUCAUACUCCAGAUAAUAACCAAGCACGGCCGACGAGGGAGAAGGCGGGCCGUGAGAGGGGAGUUGAUUUCAAUCCGGUGUGA